GCAGCUCCUGCUGCCCUCAGCCCCAUCCUGCCCUCUGCUUCCCAGCGCUUAUGCAGGGCUGUGUGCAGCAGCGAGGUGCCCUCACAACCGGGCACCACGUCCCAAAAGCACUUGCUGCCCAUGGCUCGGUUUCCCCCAGUGGUGGGUGAGGGGGCUCCCGGCGGGGCUGGGGUCGUGCUGCAGAGCAGCGCUGACGUGCCCAGGUAACUGGGCUCAGUGUGUGCACGGGGACCUGGGUCAGGGUGGGGACAUGGCGCAGAGCAGGGACACGGCACGGUGCGGGGAUACAAAACCACUCCAGGGAUGGGGUUACCCGUGAAGCCCCAUCCCCACACUGCAUCCUCUCACCCCACACCAUUGCUGCACUCCACAUCAGCACCACCCGGGGCUGGGUGCUGCGAGCGGGCGGGAUGAGCCCUGUGCCCCGUUCACCUCCCGUACCCAUCACAACCCCACAGCGGUGCCAACCCGAGCCCGCUGGCUCCCAGCCCCGGGGCCGGCCCCGACUGCGCGUCCGGCCGCAGGGACCAGCACUGGACGAUGGGGCCCCGCUCCGCCCUGGGCGGCCCUACGGCACCGUAGAGGAGGGGCCCACCGCCCCCACACCGUUGGGGCGUUUUAAUGGGCUCGGCCGGAGCCGGGCAAGCAGAGUGAGGACGGCAGGAUGCAGCCGGAGCUCCCGGUCGGCUCCGCAGCUCUGCGCGGCCGCACGGCCCCGGACAGCCCCUAUCCCGGCCCCUCGCCGCCUGCCGAGGCCACCAAGCCGCCCUACAGCUACAUCGCCCUCAUCACCAUGGCCAUCCAGAGCACUCCCGAGAAGCGCAUCACCCUCAGCGGCAUCUACCGCUACAUCAUGGGCCGCUUCACCUUCUACCGCGACAACAAGCAGGGCUGGCAGAACUCCAUCCGCCACAACCUGUCGCUCAACGAGUGCUUCGUCAAAGUGCCCCGCGACGACAAGAAGCCGGGCAAGGGCAGCUACUGGACGCUGGAUCCCGACUGCUACAACAUGUUUGAGAACGGCAGCUUCCUCCGGCGCCGCCGCCGCUUCACCAGGAAAAGGGCCCUGCAGGAUGGAGAGGGGGAUGAGGGACGCAGGAAGACCCCCAGGACCCGCUCACGGGCAGCGCUGCCAGAGGAGGGGAAAGCGGAGAGCGGCUUUGCAUCACCGACAGCAGAACAGAGGGCAGAGGGUAUUGGGGUGCCGGGCUGUGCUGGGCAGCUCUGUGCUCACCCGCGGCCCAAAGUGCCAUUCUUCACCAAGGAGCCACUCGGGGUCCCGUUGGAGAGCCGCCCGCCCGCCCCCCCCCAUCCCAAGCAGACUGCCUUCGGGGGACCCCCGGCUGCGCUGCCGCUGCCCCGGCCAGGUCAGUACCCACUGCCCACAGAGCCCGGCCACCCCGCGCAGCGCUCCCCGGACCCCACUGCAUCCCCCCCGGGUGAUGUGGAGGGCAAAGAGCCGGCGACCCCCACCAUGGGGCUGGGCCAACCCUUUGGGCAGGUGCCCCCCGUUUUCCCCAGCACCCUGCUGGGCACGGGCAAGCCCCCCCCGUCUUGCUUCCUCGACGGUGAUGGCUACAAGCAGCCCCCCCUGCCCGUGUUUGGCUCCUUUGGCCGUGGGGGGCCCGAGGCACUGGGGGGCAGCUACCAGUGCCGGGUGCAGGCGCUGAGCUUCUGUGUGAACGAGCGGCCGUGCGGUGCAGCGCUGGAGCAUCUCCUGGCUGCAGCCCCCACUGCUGCCACCGCCACCCCCCCGGCCCCUCGCCAGCCCCCCUUUGGGGUGGGAGAGCAGAAGGAGCCGUGGAGCACAGGGGGGACGAUCCCGCUGCAGGGAGGUGGUGGUUACCCCCUGGGGCUGCCCCACUGCCUCUACCGGACGCCCGGAAUGUUCUUCUUUGAGUGAUGGACUGACAUCUCCCCCCCGCCCUGGUACCAUGCAGGUACUGUAGAAUAAAGCACGUUUGUUCAUGCUG
Molecule: messenger RNA, 1973 nt
Organism: Coturnix japonica (Japanese quail)
Lineage: Eukaryota; Metazoa; Chordata; Aves; Galliformes; Phasianidae
Gene: FOXS1
Product: forkhead box S1
Biological process (GO): cell differentiation; regulation of transcription by RNA polymerase II; anatomical structure morphogenesis
Molecular function (GO): DNA-binding transcription factor activity, RNA polymerase II-specific; RNA polymerase II cis-regulatory region sequence-specific DNA binding
Source: RefSeq, a predicted model, not a curated record